GAUGUGUGAUUUAAAUCUUGUGAUAUCUCAUAUGUCAAUUGAAUAUUAUCAUUAUCAUAUGCUAAAAACCCACAGAUAGACACAUCAGUAUCAUCAAACGUGGUAAUAUAAAAAAAUUCUUUUGUCGUCAAUCCUUCUUUCGGUGGGACAAGUAGGAAAAAGACUUGUCGUUGUUAUUGUUGUUGUUGAUGAUUAUUAUCUUCAAUUAUAUUUGCUACACUCAACAUCAGAUGGUUUUAUAAUUUUUUUUUGUCUACUAAAAAGUUGAUUCUUUAAAUGACACACAAUUAUUGAUCAUCAUCAUCAUCAUCAAUGUUGUUGAUACAAAAAAUGCUUCAAAUGUUUGAAUUUUGGACAUUUAAUAUUAAUAAAUUUAAAUUGGGCCUUAGCCCAUCUACAACUAAUGCUAAUAGUGGUGGUUCAACAUCAUCAUCAUCGCCAACUCCAUUGCCGUCUUCGGCAGUGUCGGUGGUGAUAUCAUCAUCAUCAUCAUCAUCACCGAACACUAAUAUACCAGGUCAACUGAAUCUCAAACAUAAUCAUAAUCAUAAUAAUAAUAAUUGUAUAAAACAUCCAAAACAUUCGCCUAGUCCUACAAUAAUAACGAAUAAUAAUAAAAUUGAUGAUGAGACAAUAAUAAUUCGGUCAAAAUCACAGCAGCUUCGUCCAUCAUCAUCAUCAACAUCGACAACAUCAUCAAAAUCAUCAUCAUCGUCGUUGAUUCUAGCUGAUACAAAUACAACGACUAUCCAUAAUAAUAAUAAUAAUAAUAAAUCGAUGAUAAAAUGUUUAUCACAAAAUAAACAACAAUCUCAACAACAACGUGGUGGUCCAGCUGGUGGUUUCAAAAUGAUGGCUGCUGCAACAACAACUAAUAAUAAUAAUAAUAAUACUACACCGGAACAAACAGAUUCCACACAGCAGCAACAGCAAACAAUUGAAUCAUCCGGUUCGCCGGUAUCCGGUACAACAAGUCCAAAUAUUCAAAUGGAUAAUAAUAAUGCUACUACUGGCAUCAUGGUAUCCGGUUUGAUGAAUAAUUCUGCCGAUUCUUCUGGUCAAAUACGAUUCUCUGGUCAUACAUUAGAUAAGGCAACCAAAGCUAAAGUUCAUCUGGAAAAUUAUUAUUCGAAUCUCAUUUCACAACAUAUGGAAAGGAGGAUCAGACAUGAACGUCUAGAAGAAUCGAUGCGUGAUGAAGGUCUUUCAGAGGAACAGAAACAGGAAAAACGUAUUCAACAUGCACAAAAAGAGACGGAAUUUUUACGUCUAAAAAGAUCUCGUUUAGGUGUUGAAGAUUUUACUCCCCUUAAAGUGAUUGGCCGUGGUGCUUUCGGUGAAGUGAGAUUAGUACAGAAAAAUGAUACUGGCCAUGUGUAUGCAAUGAAAAUUCUACGUAAAGCCGAUAUGGUUGAAAAAGAACAAGUUGGCCAUGUAAGAGCGGAAAGAGAUUUUCUUGUUGAAGCUGACCAUCAAUGGGUUGUGAAAAUGUACUACAGUUUUCAGGAUUCCAUUAAUCUUUAUUUAAUUAUGGAGUUUCUUCCCGGAGGAGAUAUGAUGACAUUGUUGAUUAAAAAAGAUACAUUAACGGAAGAAUGUGCCCAAUUUUAUAUUGCCGAAACGGCAUUAGCCAUUGAAUCUAUUCAUAAACUUGGAUUUAUUCAUCGUGACAUUAAACCUGAUAAUUUGUUACUUGAUGCACGGGGCCAUAUAAAAUUAUCCGAUUUUGGUCUUUGUACUGGCAUGAAAAAAUCUCAUCGUACUGAAUUUUACCGUGAUCUUUCACAAGCUAAACCCAGUGAUUUUACAUCCAGUCCAAUGGAUUCUAAACGUCGAGCAGAAUCAUGGAAAAAGAAUCGUAGACAAUUAGCCUAUUCAACAGUUGGUACUCCAGAUUAUAUUGCACCAGAAGUUUUCAAAAAAACUGGUUAUGGAGCUAGUGCCGAUUGGUGGUCAUUGGGUGUGAUCAUGUAUGAAAUGUUAAUUGGUUAUCCUCCAUUCUGUUCGGAAACACCGCAUGAGACUUAUCAAAAAGUAAUGAAUUGGCGUGAUACAUUGGUGUUUCCACCAGAAGUUCCUAUUAGUAAUGAAGCACGUGAUCUCAUUUUACGAUUUUGUACCGAUGCCGAUCGUCGUAUCGGUUCACAUCAUGGCAUCGAUGAAAUUAAACAACAUUCAUUCUUCAAGGGCGUUGAUUGGGAACAUAUUCGUGAAAGACCGGCAGCUAUACCUGUUGAAGUGAAAUCCAUAGACGAUACGUCUAAUUUUGAUAAUUUCGAUGAUGUUGAUCUUAAGAUUCCAUCCGCCUCAAAUAAAGAUCCAGAAAGUGGAGGAAUCAAAGAUUGGGUGUUUAUCAACUAUACAUUUAAACGUUUCGAAGGUCUCACUCAUCGUGGCGUGAAACAGCCAAGAAAAAGUUGAAUAAAUAUAGAAAAUCCGACCCAUCAUCAUGAACAUCUUCAUUCUUUUGUUGGUUUUUUUUGUCACUUUCAUCUCAUUCAAUUAAUUUUGUGAUCAAUUAUUUAAAAUUAUUGAUGAUGAUUGUUUCAAAGUAUUCUUCGCAAAUGUUUUUUCCAUUUUCUUAUCUUCGUUGUUCCAAUGUUGUUAAAAACAAAUCAUCGAUAUCAUGAAUGAAGAAAAUAAUCCAC
Molecule: messenger RNA, 2648 nt
Organism: Dermatophagoides farinae (American house dust mite)
Lineage: Eukaryota; Metazoa; Arthropoda; Arachnida; Sarcoptiformes; Pyroglyphidae
Gene: trc
Product: Serine/threonine-protein kinase tricornered
Biological process (GO): protein phosphorylation
Molecular function (GO): protein serine/threonine kinase activity; ATP binding
Source: RefSeq, a predicted model, not a curated record